AUGACGGGAAUUGCUGAAGCACAGGUUGGCAAUGGACAACUACCCGUAGCGGAGCUUGACGCCGCGCUGAAGGAAGUCGCAGCCAUGCUGAUGCUGUCCAGGCAUGACGCCGUGCGACAAGAGCUAGAAAAAAUGCAGGCCCGAUUCGAGACAGAGCUCGUUGUGGCGAAGAAGGCGUUGGCUGCACCUGAGCUUGUGGUGACAGCACCUCCCUCACCCGCAGCCACAGCUGCAACCACCCCUGCGGCCACUGCUGUGGCCACCACGGCAGCACCUGCCCCCAAGGUAGUGGCAAAGGAGCUACAGCCCCCAGUUGCCGAAGUGCCACAACCAAAGCAACCGGUCGUACAAACAGCUUCCCUGCCGUGGACCGAGAUCACAAUGUUUUCGUUGGAUUUGGGGGAUGGGGAUAAGCCAGUUGUGACGGUCGACGUGAGGCUGCGGGGCGUGGAAGGCCUGCCACCGAAGGACAUCAGUUGUGACUUCACAGCAUCAUCCUUCGACCUUAAGGUGCUGGGGCUCGACGGCAAGAAUUACCGGUUCCGGAAGACGAACCUGGAAAAUGACAUCGUGCCCAGCAGCUCAACUUUCAAGGUGAAGAAAAAUCAUGUGAUCGUCUCACUUCAAAAGGUGAAGGGGCAGUUCGGUGGCUACGACGUCUGGCUGGAUUUGUGUGGGACGGGCCGGCGCAAGCCAACAGCUGAGGCUGAGGGUGAAGUGGAAGAGCCCAGGAAGGGGCCUCAAGAUGGCAUCCUGGACAUGAUGCGGGAACUCUACGAGACUGGUGACGACACCACCAAGAAGAUCAUAGAACAUGGCAUGCAACAGGCCAGCCAAGACACGACCCAGCAUACCCAGCUUGAUGCGGAGGGCGGAGAUGCAAAGGUCCCCCAAGAGGAGACUGAGACUGCAUCGGCUGAGGUCCCUCAAAGCAAAGGUCAAAAGUCGGAGCCAGAAGUUGACAAGACGAGCGACCCGAUGCAGAGUGCAGCACAGAGCGACCUUGACAAGGCCAAGGCUGCACUCCCUACUGGCCCUACUGGCUGCACACUCAACGAACCACACGAGCAUGCGCAUGAACACGACCACCAGCCUGGCUCGACAAUCUCCGGCACCGACAACAUGGAAGAGACAGAAAAGCUGCCUGUCACUUUGUUAAGCGGAUUUCUGGGCGCCGGAAAGACCACCUUGCUCACGCACGUGCUCAACAAUCGCGAAGGCAUGCGUGUGGCAGUUCUGGUGAACGAUAUGGCAUCCAUCAACAUCGAUGCAGAUCUCGUGAAGGACGGGGUGGAGCUGCAGGAGAACAAGGACAAGAUGGUCGAGCUCCACAAUGGCUGCAUCUGCUGCACACUCCGAGAAGAUUUGAUCGAAAGCGUCAAGGAGCUAGCCCUUGAGAAGCGUUACGAGCACCUGCUAAUAGAGAGCACUGGCAUCUCGGAGCCACUGCCUGUAGCCACGACGUUUGCCGCCGCGGAUGAGAAGGGGCGGCCCUUGCUGGGAGGUGUCGCACGCCUUGAUACCCUUGUGACCGUCGUGGACUGCAAAAACUUCUUGAAGGAUUACUGCUGUACGGACAAGUUGGCGAAUCGAGAAGAGUUGGGAGCUGAGGGGGACACACGAACCAUCGUCAAUUUGCUAGUGGAUCAGGCUGAGUUCGCCAACGUCAUAAUCCUGAACAAGACUGAUCUGGUCACCCCUGCAGAGCUGGGCAAACUCCGGGACAUCCUCCACCAGUUAAAUCCCAAAGCACGCAUGAUUGAAAGCGAGUAUGGGCAGGUGAGCCCGACAGAGCUCUUGAACACACGUAGCUUCGAUAUGAGAGAGGCAAGCAUGUCAGCUGGCUGGGCCCAAGAGCUGAUGGGAAACCACCACAAGCCGGAGACCGAGGAAUAUGGCAUCUCAAGCUUUGUCUACCGUGCUGAUAGGCCCUUCCACCCGGAGCGUCUCACCGACAUGCUCGGUACCUUCUCCUUUCCCGGCGUUCUCCGCUCCAAGGGCUUCGCUUGGUCCGCAGGAAAUAAUGAGAACGCUGUGGAGUGGAGCUCCGCUGGCCUCGCCGCUGACCUGAAGCCUGGCCCAAGGUGGCUCAUCACAACCACGCCGAAGUCGCAGUGGCCGCCACGGGCCCAGAAGUACAUCAAGAGCCGCCAUGGAGACAGGCGCACAGAGCUUGUUUUCAUUGGCGCCGACAUGGACGAGACAAAGAUUCGCGAGGCGCUGGACGGUGCCCUUCUGACCAAAAAGGAGUUCCAGAAAAACUUUGGUGGCCACUAG
This is a messenger RNA of Symbiodinium pilosum, 2277 nucleotides long. NCBI's taxonomy places the organism in Eukaryota, Dinophyceae, Suessiales, Symbiodiniaceae. The record is from the annotation of a GenBank genome assembly.